UAAUAAAAAUACUUAUGCCAUCGCAUUUUAAAAAAUGUUACCAAUUUCGAAAUCUUAAAAGAAGCAUGAAGAAAUGCUACCCAUCAAAAUAGUUACCUCUUCGAAAUGAGCAACUCCUCCCCCCGGAUAUUUUUUUAUUUCAUUAAAAUCAACAAAAAUGUUCUAAAAUAUUCUAAAUGAUCAAGUUACAGAAAAUACUCUUUAUAUUACUGAUAUUUGCACGACAAUCAACAAUUGCAUAGAAAUAAAAUGCACGCAGCUUAAAAACAACAGUUUUUUCGACAAAUUAGAAAAUCACAAUUUUCUUAUGUUGUUCGUUUCUCACAUAUUUUUUUAUCAUUUGUAUUUCUUCUGAUUUCCCGCUACGCAUCAUCCAUAAUAUCUGCCGAGAGGGCGUUCAGAUUCUAAAGCCACGCGAUUCAUAAGACUGGCAGGUCUUUAAUAACAUCUAUUCGAUGCUUGUGUGAGUGACUGAAUGAAUGUCAUCACACAUCACACAUGUAGUAUUACUCCGUUUAUUUAUAUUAUAGUAAACUGAAGAAAUGACAACUUUAGAAAUAUUACGUAGGAAUCACAGAAACAGAUGUAAUUUAUCGCAAAAAAACUCGUAAAUAAAGUGAAGUGCAUUGAGAAAACUAGACGAGGAUGCUGUUGCAUACGAUGUAAAUAUAUAAAAUGAUAGAAUAAAUAUACAAAAUGCUUGGGAAAACGAGAUAACUCGUAAAGUCACGAAGAGAAAACAAGAAAAAGUUUCACACAUCUCUGUUCCACAGAAAAAAAUUAUAUUGUUUAAUUGAAUUUCUGGAGCAUCUUUUACAAGUAUUGUAUAUUUUUAUAUGUCUUACGUAACAAAAUUUAAAGUUAUCUGCUAUGAUUGACAUAGACAUAGAUAUGUUUUAUAUUGUACCACCAAAUGGAGAGAUACCUCUUUACAUUUUGGAAGAAUGUAUUUUGACUAGAUUAAAUUAUUUAAGACUUCUGAGUGAAGGAUCUGCUAAUGAAUUUGAUGGAAAAUUUGAAUAUUUAUUAGAAAAUUCUACUUAUGAUAAAAUUGGACACUUUGUAUUACGGCUAUUAUCUUCCAUUUCAUCAGAUCUAUGUGUAUAUUGGCUAGCUAAAGAAUCAUUAUUAUUUAAACAUAGAUUAAAUAAUAUAUCACCUAGACAACUACAUAAAUUAUUAAAACAAAUUACAUGGAAACUACAAUUAUUUAAAAGUGAGAAAAGUGCAAUAGACUCAACUCUGAUUGAAUUAUGCAAAUUCUAUUUGCAGCCUUUAGUUUUCAAACAUUUAAUAUCAAAUUGUCACGAUUGCAAUGAUUUUCAAUAUGAAGUAAGAUUUGAAAUAGUACCAGAAUUGGUGAAAGAGAGGGAACUAGUCCUUAAUAAUGGAAAUGUUGUCACAAAUUGCUCAAAUUGGAAAAAAGUACUUCAAUCAUUAUUCAGUAAUUACAUAAUUAAUGAAAUGAACAUCAUGAAGAAACAAGCGCAGCAUACCAUAAAACGUGAUCUUAGAUUCCAUAUUUUAAAUCAGAAAAUUCAAUCUUAUCUCUUCAAGGAAGGUAUUCCUCAUGGAAAUGUAACAGUUGAUAACAUAGAUGCGGAAGCACAGAAAUUUCCAUUGUGUAUGCAACAUUUACAUUCUCUGCUAAGAAGCAGACAUCGUCUCAGUCACUAUGCGCGCUUGUACUACAGCCUCUUUUUGAAAGAAGUAGGAAUGACCCUGGAAGAUUCAAUUGUAUUUUGGAGGCAGGAAUAUUCCAAGCCACACACUUGUACCAUGGGGUGUUCGCACAAUUGGCAAUCCAAUGAGAAAAAAUUCAUAUACAGCAUCAGACAUAUGUAUGGUUUAGAGGGAGCGCGAAAAAAUUAUAAAACACCUGACUGCAACUCAAUUUGUGCUGGUAUCAGUGGAGCAACAUACGAGGGUGGUUGUCCAUUCAAGGAUUUUGAUAUGAGUGCAUUCAAAAAUCUUUUACAGGCUUCAUUAACUCAAGAGGAAAUAGAGAAAUUUGUAAAUAAUAUAUCUAUUAAAGAUCCAGAAGUUCUCUGCACAGCAUUUCUAAAACUUAUACGUAAAGAUGACAUUAAUGAUGUCAUCAUCAAAAGUCCGGUACAAUAUUACCAAAGAAUGAUUGAUUAGUAUUGAUCAGUUUCCUAUUGAAGAACUUGUAUUUGAGCCAGUAAUUUUUAUCAUUAUUUGAUCCAUGUUGAAGAAUUAAUAUAAAUACAAUAAAUUAUAUUUAUAAUAAAUUAUUUAAGUAAUCAUUGUUUACUGAACGACCGCAAAGCAUCUUCUACAACAUGACAACUUAC
Molecule: messenger RNA, 2315 nt
Organism: Solenopsis invicta (red fire ant)
Lineage: Eukaryota; Metazoa; Arthropoda; Insecta; Hymenoptera; Formicidae
Product: probable DNA primase large subunit
Exons: 4
Coding region: 871-2142 (423 amino acids)
Biological process (GO): DNA replication, synthesis of primer
Cellular component (GO): alpha DNA polymerase:primase complex
Source: RefSeq, a predicted model, not a curated record